Messenger RNA from Carassius auratus (goldfish), 2124 nucleotides. Its product is annotated as AP-1 complex subunit sigma-2. Gene Ontology annotation, molecular function: clathrin-cargo adaptor activity. Gene Ontology annotation, cellular component: AP-1 adaptor complex; membrane coat. The transcript has 7 exons. The coding region runs from base 121 to 594 and encodes 157 amino acids. Lineage: Eukaryota; Metazoa; Chordata; Actinopteri; Cypriniformes; Cyprinidae. The record is from RefSeq and is a predicted model, not a curated record. Gene Ontology annotation, biological process: intracellular protein transport; vesicle-mediated transport.
CAGCUGACGCUGUUUAGCAUUUAUUGUACACAAGACUCGGACUAAGACAGACGCGAAUCACUGUGAAUCCAGAACUCAUGUGAAUUCAUCGUUCAUUUACAAACUAACCUCUUCAUAAAGAUGCAGUUCAUGCUGUUGUUCAGCAGACAAGGCAAGCUCCGUCUGCAGAAAUGGUACGUUCCUCUGUGCGAUAAGGAGAAGAAGAAGAUCACGCGGGAGCUGGUGCAGACCGUUCUGGCACGCAAACCCAAGAUGUGCAGCUUCCUGGAGUGGAGGGAUCUGAAAAUCGUGUAUAAAAGAUACGCCAGUCUGUAUUUCUGCUGUGCCAUAGAGGACCAAGAUAACGAACUGAUCACACUGGAGAUCAUCCACCGCUACGUCGAGCUGCUCGACAAAUACUUCGGCAGCGUCUGCGAGCUGGAUAUCAUCUUUAAUUUCGAGAAGGCGUAUUUCAUCCUGGACGAGUUCCUGCUGGGAGGCGAGGCUCAGGAGACGUCGAAGAAGAACGUCCUGAAAGCCAUCGAGCAGGCGGAUCUGCUGCAGGAGAGCCAGACUGAAGACUGGGGCGGUUUGGCCAAUGAGGAGAUCUUAUAAGGGAGCGGACUCCCGCCCACCCUGUCAGCCUAUUGGAUGCCAAAGAAGCAGAGACUCCCCGCAGCGUCCUCGAGGAGAUCGGACUCACAUAAACCCCUCCGAGACGACCGUCCCAAACACACACACACUCACACACUCACUGAGAGCCUGACCACUGCAGAUGUAGCAAACACACACACACUUCACCAUGUUUCCGUGUUGGUCGUCUUUCUUUCCUCCUCAUGCCAUUGCUUUGUGAGCAGAAGAAGUUUCAGAAAUGUGUUGAGCGCUGGAUGACACAUCCUACUUUACAUCUGCUGUGACGAUCAGCGUCCCACACACACCGUGCUGCUCGCUUCAUCAAACACAUGAGAUCCUCUCAUCGUUUGGAGUGCGUAUAAUCAGAUAUUCCCACUUUAGACACUCAGUCGACUAUCUUAUGGUGUUUGAAAAUGUAUUACGUGGCAUAGGGAAGUUAUAUAAUUUAGAAAAUAGAGCAAAAGACACAAAAGGGAUUCAUUCACAAAACCAAAGAGUGCUUUCUUGUGUUAGAUAGUAGAUUAAAGUUGGUAAACAUCAGACCCAAGACAUACUCCACACAAGUGUAUAGAAGCAAACGAUUUAAUGCUCGAGAAAAUAUUUAAGCCCAAAUUUAAGAUUCAUGAAGUUUGGAUUGCCGAGUUUUAAUAGAAACAAACUUAUACAUUUAAUGUGAUGUAUAUUUGUAUUUAUUUGUGCAUACAUGGAAAAAAGUCAGAUUUCUGCAUUCCAAAGAGAUUGCAUCUAUUUGAUUUGAUAUAAAAUCAUGUUAAUAUUGCAUGUAUAUAAAAAUAGUGUAGAAUCAGCAUAAAUCUGUUUACAUUUUUCAAUCAAUAAGUAUGAAGAGGGUUAAAAUAUGACUUUUUGUGGAUCAAGCAAUACUAGGUUAAAAUGUGUGAGAUUGAAAGCAACUGGAUUUAUUGAUGAUAAAUAUAUUAUAAAGUUUGUAACUGUGUGUUUAAAUCUCAUUCAGUUUAUGAGUUUAAUACAGAAAUCUGAUCUUUUUUCAGUUAUACAAAUAUGCAUCACAUUACGUUUCUUUGUUUGUUAAAAGUGUGUAAUUCAAAUGGAUGGAAGAUUAAUGUGCAAUUCAAAUACAUUCUGUGAAUCUAAAAUUUAGGCCUAAAUAUUUGUCAGUUGUUUUAUUCUGUGGUUGUUUUUUUUCUUGCAUUUGUAUUCAAGUAAAGUGUGUUUCUGUCGUCAGAAUGGGUUUAUUUCGCUAACCUGAACAACCUCACUGAUUUACCACUGUGUUAACCAGGCAACUAACACUUGACCACUGUUACCUUCACUGUAUCUGUGGUAUUUACUGAAAUUAGGAGUUAUAUUUGAGUAAAAUGAUUACUGAACACAUUUAUACGAAUGCUUCUCCAUGACAGUAUUGUUCACGGUAUUGUUCAGUAUUGCAAACAUUCAAAAAUAAAUAUUUGCUACUCUCCCUCAGAUCAUCCAAGAUGUAGAUGAGUUUGUUUCUUCAUCAGAUUUGGAGAAAUGUAGCAUUGCAUCACUUGC